Molecule: messenger RNA, 5863 nt
Organism: Trematomus bernacchii (emerald rockcod)
Lineage: Eukaryota; Metazoa; Chordata; Actinopteri; Perciformes; Nototheniidae
Gene: nphs1
Product: NPHS1 adhesion molecule, nephrin
Exons: 29
Coding region: 203-3814 (1203 amino acids)
Biological process (GO): cell-cell adhesion
Cellular component (GO): cell-cell junction
Molecular function (GO): cell adhesion molecule binding
Source: RefSeq, a predicted model, not a curated record
GCCAAUUGAUGAUAAUGGAUCAUUGAAUUCCCCUUCAUUACAACUGACUCCGGUGGUUUAGAGACAUAGACAUCAUGAUUAGGCAGACUGGCUGAGAGGGAAGGGAGAGAGUGGUAGAGUGGGACAACUAUCAGGAAACAACAAACAUGGCACGCAUGCCCAGCAGGCCUUCAGGACUGAGCCCAGGAACCUCACUGUGCGGAUGGGAGCCACAGCUGUGUUGAGGUGUGAGGUGCUCCGGGCCUCAGGGACUGUGCAGUGGGUGAAAGAUGGCCUCCUCCUGGGACCACAGAGAAGCCUGCCAGGCUUUGAGCGCUACAGCAUGAUUGGAAACCUCAAGAGAGGACAGCAUCAUCUGCAGAUUGAGAAGACCUUGCUGGAAGAUGAAGCUUCAUAUGAAUGUCAAGCGGGCCGAUCUGAUAGCAGUCAAGCUAUCAUUUCCAGCACAGCAUGGAUCUUCAUGUUAAUUCCUCCCUCCAAGCCGUACCUUAUGGUGGACAUGGCAACCCCCUGGGUGGCAGGGUCCAAGUACACGGUCACCUGUAUCGCCCCUGACUCAAAGCCCAUGGCUGAUAUCACACUCUAUAAAGAUGGAGUGGAGCUGACAGGUGCACAGUCUUUCACCAUGUCUGGCUCAAAGGAUAAGCUCCUGAACACGCAUGCCGAAGUAACGGUCACUGCUGUGAGCUCUGACAACGGGAGGCAGCUGGCAUGUCAUGCACAGAACCCCGCCCUCUUCCGGCCUGUGGAGACCACAAUGACCAUGAUGGUGCACUACCCACCUCAGCCUCCAGUUAUUUUGGGUCUAGAGAGAGAGGAAGUCAAAGAGGGAAGAACGCUCGUGUUGGAGUGUGUGUCUCAUGGUGGAAACCCCCUAGCCACUCUCCAAUGGACCAAGAAUGAAGAAGUUCUCUCAACAACGUGGGAAGAGGACGUUGUGGCGCAGAAGUCCAGCAGUAUCCUCUUCAUGAAAAUCCGUCCAACAGACAACCAGGCAGUGUUGUGCUGUGAAAGCGUCAAUAUGGUGUCUUCGUCACCUCUUUCUGUUAGCCGCAAAAUCACUGUGCUCUUUGAGCCUGCAGAGGUGACACUUUUGGGGUCGUUCACGGCCAUCGAGGGGCAGGACAUAAAUAUGGGCUGCUACGCCACCUCCAGUAAUCCACCUGUCCAGAUCCGCUGGUGGCUGGGCUACAAGGAGCUCAACACAUCCGGAGAAGCUAUGGAAGAGGGAGACAAUGGUGGGAUGACAACCGUGUCCAACAUGACCCACAGGGUCUCCCGGGAGGACGACGGACUGAAACUCACCUGUGAGGCUUUCAACAAGGGGACACACUUCUCCAAGACCCAGUUCGACAUACUCAAUGUCUACUAUCCCCCUCAAAAUGUAUGGCUCGAUACCCCCCUUUCAGAUGUCCCUCCACGUUCAGGCACCACGGUCCGUCUCGUCUGCUUCUCCACUGGAGGCAAUCCCACUGCGACUCUGACUUGGUUCAAGAAUGGAAGGGCAGUCCACGAUGCACUGAGGCAGACGUCCUUUGAGCGGGGUGUGGCUCGAGAACUGAUCCUGGUUCUGACGCCAAGUGACAACAUGGCCACCUUCCGCUGUGAUGCCAUAAAUAAAGCAAAGAAGACCAUUUCUGCCCAGACUAAGUUCAAGGUUCACUUCCUGGCAGUAAGUAUGAAGAUCUCAACCAAACAGGAGGUGCAACGUCAGGGACAGAUGCUAACUCUGGAGUGCCAGUCUGGAAGCAGCAACCCCCAGCCCAGCAUCCGCUGGAGUUUGGACACAGUCAGUAGGUUACAGGGAGUGGAGCAGCCCCCCAGGAGGGCUCAUUUUGGUGGUGUGUCAGUGCAGAGUUCCCUAUCCCUAAAUCUGAGUUCACUGCAUCACAACAAGCGUGUCAUCUGCCAGGCCUACACUCCGGAGCUAGCUGAGGGGGCUAACACAUUCUUUAAACUAAAUGUGCAUUACCCACCAGAAUUCAGCCCUAAGCAGCCGGCGCAGAUUCAGGUGUUGGAGGAUGACAUGGCAGUCAUCCCAUUGCUGCUCUCAGCUAACCCGGAGGAGGUCUCCUGCAUUUGGCUGCACCGCAGGGAGACGCUGGUCAGAGAGGGGAGUCUGCGCUUCCACCGGUCAGACGACAACUCCCUGGAGAUCAAGAACGUGACAAGGAAACAUGCUGGAGUUUACACGGUCAAGUGUACAAACGAGGAGGGCGUCAACCAAGCCUCCAUCAUGCUGGAUGUUCUGUAUGCUCCCAGUGUCAAGGCAGAGAAAGACCCUGUGUUAGUGAACCUGGGGGAAACAGCAGACCUAAUAUGUGUGGCAGAUGCCAACCCCAUUAUAUCUGGCAUGUUCACUUGGAAAUGGCUGGGAGAAGGGGAGGUGGAGAUGGGAGAGGAGAACCAGCAAGACGAAUCUGGCCUUCUGACCAUCCAUGAUGUGACUCGUGCUCAUGCUGGUCUUUACCAGUGCUCAGCCAAUAACGACAUAGCACCCCCUGCCACUGUAGAAGUGCAGCUGGUAGUACAAUUCAAACCUAAUCUUCAGAAAGGAGCCCAAUGGACGAAGGUAGCAAGUAGAGGCGAUGGCACCACAACGGCUGAGGUAGUGUGUCAGGCCGAAGGGAUUCCUCGCGUCGACUUCUCUUGGGAAAAAAAAGGUGUUCGCAUGGACUUUGCCAACCCGAGGUAUGAGGAGCGGACCGUGAGGGAGGGCUCCUUUCACACCAGCACGGUUAGAGUUGUAAAUGUGAGCACGAACCUGGACUACGCUGUCUUCAGCUGCACGGCUCGCAACUCGCUCGGGGAAGACACGCUCCACAUCCAGCUCGUCAGCACAAAUCACCCAGAUCCUCCUUCAUCGUUUGGCCAAGUCGACGUCUCCCACGACUCGGUCACUCUUGAGUGGAUCCCCAGCUUCAACGGUGGUCUGCGGCAAAGGUUUCGUGUAAGAUACCGUUGGGAUCAGUCAGACAGUUUUCUGUAUGUUGAUGUCUUUCCUCCCGGAGCUCCAACCUUCACGGUCACCGGCCUGCAGCCUGUCACCAGCUACAACUUCUCUGUCAAUGCCCUCAAUGCAAUGGGAGAGAGUGCCUAUGCUGACAAUAAUGCAGUACUGACCAUCACCACCAAGGAGAGGCCAGAAGGAGUCCUAACAGACGAUGACUCAGUCUCACAGAGUGCAAGUGGCCUGCCCACCUACUUGACAGUAGUGUUCACCGUGGUGUUUGGAGUCCUGCUGGUGUUUAAUUCAGUGGGUUGCUUCUUUGGUUUGAGGUGGAAAAGGAGGCGAGGCCAGACAGGGGGUAGAGGAGGCAGUGGGCUUGAUGGAAAGAAGAAUAAAGAGGAGGGGGGUAGUCAUUCAACUGUAAGCACCUCCAAUAAGUAUGAGAGCAGAGAGAAGAUCAACACGGCAGCCCAGCGCACCCUGCUCAUCGACUCCGGAUCUGAGACAGACAGCCACGUCUACGAGAGCUAUGCAGCGGGAAGUUCCCAUUAUUAUUACCCCAGCGGUGACUACAUGCCGCCUCUGAACCCUCACCCUGAGGAAACACGCAGGCACGAUGUCACCCGCCUCCCUGUGGACCCUCACAGCCAUCUGUAUGAAGACGUAAGAGACAAGGGUCUGUACCAGGACAUCCUGGCUUCCACACUUCCUUCCCCUCCAUCCUUGUUUGACCACAGACUGCCUCAUCAGAGGAAUGAGGCGAGAUCAAAAGCAUACCCUCAGGCUGCUGAAAGAGCGAGGGAUGUUCCACAACCGCCGAGAGAUUCCCAUCUUCCCUUUGAACAACGAGGCGAAUUAGUCUAGAGUGGGAAGGUCAGAGCAAACAAACGACAGGGCUCAACACAAGUCAUUGAGUACUGUUUUGUAUAGAAAAUACUGAAUGCUAAACGUUCUGAAUCAUCUCUCCCUAGUCUUAUAGAAUGUAGCUGUCACAUGAGUCAAGUCGAGCUUAAUGUGAUAUGCAACAUAAUACCGAAUUUCCCUUUUACGUCUUUCUGUAUACUUUGUUAACCUUGAGCGUUUUCGUCAGAUUGGGUGGACCUACAGUACUGUAUGUUAAACUGAAGGAAAAACGAAUGGCAGAAUGAUGAAAUAUAUGAUGUAUAUGAUAUUAACACACGCAACAUUUCAAACACUUUUACAACAGACCAGCCGCUAGUUUAUAUUUGUCUCCCUCUGUGAUAUCACUCGUCCCAUGACCUCGCUUUGUUAUUUUGUCUUUAGAGCCAAAUCACGGUCACUACCCACAGUCCCCCCCCCCCCAUCCUCCCAUUAGGCCUGCAGGUAGACAUGAAUCAGUCAGUUAGAGACAAAAAUGGACUGACAUCGCUGUAGUUGGCAACGGGGCAGAAGCAGCGCAGAGUCACAGUGCCACCCAAGCAGACAACAUCCUUUUUGACCCAUCCAAUGUCAACAUUUUGAAACAUGUACAGAUGAAACCCGGAGACUGUGGCCUUUCCCUUCCCUCUCUGAUACAAAGAGUUUCCCGGUAAGUCCGUGAAAUCCCUACAAUGGGAUCGCACUGAGUGGUAUUUAGCAUGGUUAUGUCUUCAGUAAGGUAAAGCCAUAUCUAGGGCCAGACUCUAAUCCUGUUUUCUCUCGGAUUGAAGUUUAGCUCACAGCAUCAGUGAGAGCGGGUGAGAGACCGUGUCGGGAAUUUGUCUCACUGAGAGUGGUCACUCACAGAGAGAUGGAUUCAGGGAGAGAGGGAUAAGCUGAUGCUGUGGCUACUGCUCCAAAAAUAAUCGCUGGCCUCUUCCUUUGGUUUCUAUUAUUGUUCACACAAAAGCAAUUCACUGCAUAGCACUAACCACAGCCGAUGCAAUCAUUGUAUUUAUUUAUAGGACUCCUUUCAAACCCAAAGUUGUUUUACACAAGAUAUACAAUUUAAAAUCAACAAAUGAUAAACUCCAAUAUGAAAUCUAAAAGAAAUUGAUUAGAUUUGUGAUGGUUCUCUAAUCAAUUGGAACGAGAUGGCACAACUGGCUUAUGUUGUAUCAGAGCGCAUAAAAUAAUAAUCUAAACAUCAUUUAGGAUUUCUUUCUACAAGAGGCUUACACUUGCGUCAGCUCGAGGUGUACACGUUAAUGGCAUCCUCCUCGGCUGAGUUGCUACAUUAGCUAGCUGAGUAGAUGCAUUUGUCCUGCAUUAAACUGUUAUCAAUAAGGUCUGUGGAUCUUCUUGAGUAACCCGUAUCAGGAUUUCCGAAAAAACAUCUAGUUACAUUAUAUUCAAGAGAGUGCUGACAUCUGUACAGACAAUAUCUCAAACACUGAGCACCUCAAGCCAACAUAUCUUAGAUUAAAACAGCACCACAGGUAAGAGAAAUAGUUAGUAAUUGUAUGUGAAUUGUUUGUUUAAGCUCAACAUUGCUUAAAGCUUAAUGCUAAUAUCAGUGUGCUAAUAUGAUAACAAUGACAAUUGAUGUUUAGCAGGAGUAAGGUUUAUCUGCUACACCACCUUAGUUUAGCCUGUUAGGAAGCUAACAUUUGCGAGUUAGCACUGAAGCACAGCUAGUGCUGACGGAGAUGUCAUUAUCUUUCAUAAACCAAAGUAGUGGGCUAAUUAAAAUGUUAACCUGUUAAUGGGGAUAGUUCAAACGUCAAGGGAUGAUUCAUCCUGAGAGGAACAUGACUGUGUUUAGACAAACUUUCAUUGCAAUCCAUCAAAUAGCUGUUGAGAUAUUUCAGUCUGGAUCAAAGCUAGUGUGGUUUAACAAAUCCAAAGCUUGGUACUGACUCAGCCAUCCUAUCUUCAAGCAGGUCUUUUUGUGAGAACCAGGCAAAAGGGGUCAAAAUGAAAAAAUUGUGCCCCAAAAUAGUGCUUCAAAUGCGGGUAGAGUCCCCUGUCGAC